This is a messenger RNA of Bemisia tabaci, 1178 nucleotides long. Its product is annotated as peroxisome biogenesis factor 10. Gene Ontology annotation, biological process: protein import into peroxisome matrix. Gene Ontology annotation, molecular function: zinc ion binding. NCBI's taxonomy places the organism in Eukaryota, Metazoa, Arthropoda, Insecta, Hemiptera, Aleyrodidae. Gene Ontology annotation, cellular component: peroxisomal membrane. The record is from RefSeq and is a predicted model, not a curated record.
GCUGUUACGCUUAUCACGCGCUUUUCCGCCAGGAAAGUCAUGUCUUGGUAGAAGUUCCAAACUUUCAUGUGGAAAGUUUCUCGCGUACUCUGUGAAUUUCGAGGACAACUUGUAAUUUUAUUAUGUGUCUACAUAUUGUUUCGUACAACAGCUAAUGUGUUUGUCGCGCGCUUUCGGGGUGAUCUCAUCAACAAGUUCCUCUUACAUCGGAAAUGCCCGUUUUUUCUAGAGCACGCCCGGCCGAAAUCUUGCGGGCAGCUCAAAAAGACGAUUUAAUCAAAAGAAACAUCAAUUCAAGCCUCAACGAUCUCGUCUACAAAGCCCUGGGAUCUCGAUCAUUCUUGCGGUAUCAUGAUUACAUUCCACUAUUGGCAGAUUUCUUGUAUAGCUUCGUAACCACUCUGUCAGGACUCCAAACUUUAGGCGAAGAAUACACCGGGAUUGUGCAAGUGACAUCUGAACUACGGGCCGUACCUUCUCCUUUUCGUAGACUGCUAAUGGUCACUGCCAAAGCUGUCGGCAGUUUUUUCAUUUUAUAUCUACUCAAAUACGUACGACAGUUUGUGAACAAAAACCCCAACAUCCGUCCUGAGGCGAAGGUCACUCUCGCACAAUCUUUGGAUUUCCUAGAGAGUAUUCUGCCACUUGUUCUCCUAUCUCACAAGGCUCUAUUUUACUUCACUGGUAACUUUUACGACUUUCCCAAGCGGAUCACUGGAAUACACUAUGUUCUGGUUCACCGUUGGUUAAGAGAGGAUCAGCCUUUGUACGGUUUCAAAGUAUUGGGUUUCACUGCUGUUUUGCACAUUUUUCUUCAGGCUGUUUUUAAUACUAAACAGUGGUGGCAAAGUCAGAAGAGAGUUGCAGCUGAGAACUCUGAAAAUGCAUACUCAGUCAUCAAGUAUAAAUGUCCUCUAUGUAUGGAUGACUUGAGGCAGCCUAGUGCAACUUUGUGUGGGCAUUUAUUUUGUUGGAACUGUAUUCUGGAUUGGGUGCAAGGCAAUCAGAGGUGCCCUGUUUGCAGAGUUGACAUAACACCAUCAAGGAUUGUCCCUCUUCAAAACUAAAAUAAUAUUUCUAAGUGUUCUGAAGCAAGCGCCAGUAUUUCAAAAGCUACAAAAGUUUUUGAACUGGUUCGUAUUCGCAACGGCUCCCUAACAUCAUGAAUACUACCAAAA